Molecule: messenger RNA, 438 nt
Organism: Drosophila ananassae
Lineage: Eukaryota; Metazoa; Arthropoda; Insecta; Diptera; Drosophilidae
Product: histone H2A-beta, sperm-like
Exons: 1
Coding region: 76-438 (120 amino acids)
Cellular component (GO): nucleosome
Molecular function (GO): DNA binding; protein heterodimerization activity; structural constituent of chromatin
Source: RefSeq, a predicted model, not a curated record
AUAAGUAUAAAUUGGUGGUCCAUAGUUCGCCACCAUUAUUCGUGUGUGAAGUGAAUUAUCGUAAAGUAAAAAAAAAUGUCUGGUCGUGGCAAGGGUGGAAAAGUGAAGGGAAAGGCAAAGUCCCGAUCGAAUCGUGCUGGUCUUCAGUUCCCCGUCGGACGUAUUCACCGUCUGCUCCGCAAAGGCAACUAUGCUGAACGCGUUGGUGCCGGCGCUCCUGUUUACCUGGCUGCCGUUAUGGAAUACCUGGCAGCUGAAGUUCUCGAGUUAGCUGGCAAUGCUGCCCGUGAUAACAAGAAGACUAGGAUUAUUCCCCGUCAUCUCCAGUUGGCUAUUCGCAAUGGUCUCUGGUGUCACCAUAGCUCAGGGUGGCGUGUUGCCCAACAUCCAGGCUGUGCUUUUGCCCAAGAAGACCGAGAAGAAGGCCUAAACGCUUAA